AUGACGACCACCCUGGAUCGGAGCCACGGCUGUGUCCGGCCGGGCGAAAUGUUGCUGGUUCUUGGCCGGCCAGGGUCCGGUUGUACCACCUUACUCAAACUGCUGGCAAACCGAAGACGUGGGUAUGCGACGGUCGAGGGCGAUGUCCGUUUCGGGACGAUGGAUCGCCGGGAGGCCGAGCAGUAUCAGGGCCAGAUUGUGAUCAAUACUGAGGAGAUCUUCUUCCCCAGUCUGACCGUACACUACGCCGUCUUCGAUCCCCCGGCUUCGCAGACCUGCACCGAGUACCUUCGACUUUAUCUGGAAACCGGUGGCUCCGGCCAAUAUGCCCACCUGACGAAUCCGCAAGCCACCAGCCACUGUCGUGUCUGCGAAUACCGCACCGGGGCCGACUACCUCCGGACCCUCAACCUGAACGACUGUUACUACGCCUGGCGGGACACGGGUAUCACUGUCAUCUUCAUCCUCAGUUCCUAUUCCAUGGUCUACUUGAUGAUGAAACUGCGGACGAAAGCGUCCAAGAAGUCCGAAUGA
Aspergillus udagawae is the source of this 534-nucleotide messenger RNA. RefSeq lists its product as uncharacterized. The transcript is spliced from 2 exons. Gene Ontology annotation, molecular function: ATP hydrolysis activity; ATP binding. The coding region runs from base 1 to 534 and encodes 177 amino acids. The record is from RefSeq and is a predicted model, not a curated record. NCBI's taxonomy places the organism in Eukaryota, Fungi, Ascomycota, Eurotiomycetes, Eurotiales, Aspergillaceae.